ACGUUUCAGCAGCCGGUGACUGAGCAGCGGACGGAGCAGCAGACGGACACUGAGCGGAAUCUCGAUCAUACCGAACAUUUUUCUCUUUUAUUCUCUACCAACAGUGACUGACAGCUCUGCCUCCUUCACGGCCGCGUCCUCCCUCCUCGCUGAUGACUCAAAGCCAUCAUCUCCAAACCGCAAAAGUGAACUGACGGAGUGGACUUUUUAUGCUUUUUUGAUUUUUUUUUCCUGCAGCACGUCUCUCAUCAGGCCGAAUAUUAAAUUCCCACAGAGCUGCUUUCUGUGACAUCCAGAGGAGAUUAUCUUCCCGCAGACUCCCGCAUCUCUCUCGCUGUCUGUAGCUGACUCAUAUUUGCUGCGUUUGGGACCAUGGCGGAGUACAGCUCUCUGCUCAGCGACCUGUCUGAAAACAUCACCAACGAAGACUUGGAGCAGCUCAAGUCGGCCUGCAAGGAGGACAUCCCCGAGGACCAGAGCAACAACAUCACCUCCUCCAAGGAGUGGUUCAGCUACCUGGAGAAGAACGACAAGCUGGCCCAAGAUAAUCUGUCGUACAUCGAGCACAUCUUCGAGAUCUCGCGGCGACCGGACCUGCUGACGAGGGUGAUCGAGUACCGCACCACCGUGCUGAAGAUUUCUGAGGAUGACGAGAUCGACACCAAGCUCACACGCAUCCCCUCAGCCAAGAAAUACAAAGACAUCAUCCGCCAGCCCUCUGAAGAUGAGAUCAUCAAGUUGGCCCCGCCCCCUAAAAAAGUGUGAGGUCUCGACCCUCAGCUCUGAUCUUUGCACCUUGAUUUCUUCACUCCUGGCACUCCAAUCAACCGACCGACCGUUUCUGACCAACCCCAU
This is a messenger RNA of Centropristis striata (black sea bass), 855 nucleotides long. RefSeq names its product astrocytic phosphoprotein PEA-15. Gene Ontology annotation, molecular function: protein binding. The record is from RefSeq and is a predicted model, not a curated record. Gene Ontology annotation, biological process: MAPK cascade; regulation of apoptotic process. Bases 373 to 765 code for a protein of 130 amino acids. The transcript is spliced from 4 exons. Lineage: Eukaryota; Metazoa; Chordata; Actinopteri; Perciformes; Serranidae.